AUGAGCAGAGUCAACAAGAGUCAUUCAUAUCGGCUCGGAUUGUCAUAUGGAUGCGAAAUGGACGCGCGGUGUUUGCAACAAGAGACGGCAUCGGAAGGGUUGAGAGACACCAACAACAAGUCAUGGCAGAGCAUAGCAUAUCUCCAUCGCAUCGCGAUCUCGUUUUACCGCAACGAGGAGGAUCCGCAAAGGUGGGCCUGGUUUGUGAAAGUUCGGGACGAUCACGAUUGGAGAGGCGCCGAAUAUCAAGGGGACGAGGGUACUACUGCGGCUGUCCACGUUUUUCUUGGCCAGGUUCCUCUCAAUGUGACAGACAUACAGCACGGCGGCCCGAACCCCAAAGUUGCGUCGUGUCGUGCUUUGUUGCUUGUGGCACUUUUUGAUGAAGGUCAGGUCAUGAUAGCCAGCACUAGGGAACGUUAUGGCCAGCACCAGGCUGGGUUUGCUGCCCAGCUACGGGGCCUAGUAGGUGCUAGACAGGCGCGCGCAAGAGGUCUAGAAGAGCCAUUCAAGAUGAAGAGUGCCCAACUGGGAGUUGCUGAAUACGACUUCAUCUUGCUCAUCCUCGAGAGGUCCGUGGGUGAGCUGGACGGCAGCCAGCCGGGCAAAGAGUUGGAGAAGGUUGCUGCCCAGUUCAAUUCUCUCUACCUAUCCCUCGGUAUCAGAAUAGGGAAUGCCAGAGAACGUGAUGGAGAUGGAGAUACCCAGACAGACGUGUUCGGUGCCCACACGCCCCCUGUCGUCACCGAAGCCGAGAUGCGGUUGGAGGGAGGCACGUUCUCAGGAGCCGCUGGAAACUGGAAACGCCGUGUGCGACGACGCUUCGUUCGGCCGGAUGUGUUGACGGGCAGAUCCCAGUCAGCCCUUUUUCAUAUUGCGUGUUUACCUUUACACUACGCCUUUUUAUUUUCUUUCUACUUGCUCAUCGCAGAGCAGCUUUUCAUCUGUAAAGUGGUCCACGUGUUGUCAAUCAGAGUGAGAGUGAGAGUGAUGCUCUCACUGAGGCACGCUACUGAGCUCAUUCCAAACCCACUGAAGUCUGAGGGGACGGAAAGACCCAGAGGCGGAGUGAGAGGCCGGCGUGAGAGUGAGAGUGAGAGGGGCCACGGGCGGGCGGCUGCACCCACUUUAACCUUCUUUCCUCGCUUCCAUUCGUUCUUUGCCGGCCCUGUGCCGCCAAUUGCGAUGCCGACCACGUAUUUCUCCUACUCUCUCUUUUCUGCCAUGCUACGGAUAUUCGUAUGGAUACCCACGGUACACUGCUGGCUGGUCUUCCUCCAGCGUGCUGUGCUGUCGAGAGUUCCAUUUCUCGUCGUCCCCUCAUCCUUGGUCGUGCCGGCGGUGAUCAACCACUCUCGUUUUCUUCUCACCGCACCUUUGACCGCCGGGCAGAAUAGCAGCCCAGCAGCAGAGGAGCAGCGCAAUUACCUAUGUAUUCCAUUUGGCGGCUGUUUCUUGACUGCCAGCUCAUCAUCACCACCACCACUCACUCACUUGUACUUUGCUCUCAUCUCAAUCACACCCUCCAUCCAACCCCAAUGCUGCUUAAUCCUCGGCCAAUCCAAACCAUCUCACAGUUUUCCCAAAAAGACACUGGACAGAAACACCCACACCCCCAUCCUUCCAUCCAUCCCGCACACCACCACAUCAUCAUCGCAACACACACGCAACGCACGUCCACCACCCACCACGACCACCCACACACCAACAUCCUCGCACCCCCCUCCCCUCCCCUUCCCAUCCACCAUCAUUCAUCCACCCUCACAUCCAUCUCCAUCCUCCAUCCCUGCUCGUCUAGCGUGCUCUGUCUUGCCUGUUCCACCGACAUUACCAGCUCGCUGUGGAGACGCCGCAAAGCCUCACUUCCAUGACUGGACAUUCGUUGCGCUGCUGAUCCUGUCGACUUCUUUAAACCACUGGCCUCUCGCCGUCCGCCUUCCCGAAUUCUCCUGCGAUCGUCUUCCUAUUCGAAGCCACAGACUUCCCUGUACCAUCGAACAUCAACUCGCCUCAACCCGCCUCGCCAAACUUCAAGACAAGUCAACCUUGAAUCCUGCUGCUCGCACAAAUCUUCGAGACCCCCCAACAAUCCACCAAAAGAGUCUCGAAUACCAGGAAACAAAUCUUGACUCCCGCUGGGUCUUAUUGUUUCGCCGCGCAGCACCAGCCAUACUCCAUAGAAAGACAAGACCAAGAACCAAACAACAGCGUUUUUUCGUCACUCGGGAGACCUUGAAUGCGUUGGAGAAAGAAGAACGAGGCUGCAGCAACAUCGUGUCACAUCACACCUCGUCUACUACCGACGUCUAA
Molecule: messenger RNA, 2310 nt
Organism: Colletotrichum lupini
Lineage: Eukaryota; Fungi; Ascomycota; Sordariomycetes; Glomerellales; Glomerellaceae
Exons: 16
Coding region: 1-2310 (769 amino acids)
Source: RefSeq, a predicted model, not a curated record